AUGUUACGACCAUGGCCUAUCCUCCUCGGCCUGGCGCUCCCAGCCGCCGCCACAACCACCAACCACAACCAUGACCAUUCAACCAUCUGCCAAACCCUCGCCCACACCCACCCCCACCUAACCAUCACCCUCCCCUCCUCCCCCCUCUACCCCACCCACAACACCUACUGGUCCGCCCGCCAAAGCGCUCUCCACCCGGCCUGCUUCAUUACCCCCACCAACACGACCGAAGUCGCCCAGACCAUCCGCUUCCUCACCACCCACCGCGCGCCCUUCUCCAUCAAAGGCGGCGGGCACACGGCUUUCGGAGGCCAGACACACGCGCUCCUCGACCGGAUGGGUUGUGACUGGAUCCCGCCGGAGCAGGCAGUGACGUCGCAGCGGAGCUCGCUCGGUUGGGGUGAGCGCGGCUGUGCGCUGGGCGGGGGGAUCUCGUAUUUUUCGGGGGGGAGGGGGUGGGUGUGUGAUAAUGUGCGGCGUUAUGAGGUGGUGCUGGCGUCGGGGGAGGUGGUGGAGGCGUCGGCCGGGGUGAAUGGGGAUUUGUAUUGGGCGUUGCGCGGCGGGGGCGGGUCGAAUUUUGGGGUGGUGACGCGGUUUGAUCUGGUGGCGUUCGAGCAGGGGGAUUUGUGGGCGAGUUCGCGCGUGUAUCCCGGGGCGGCGACGAACAGGACGCUGAUCCCCCUGAUGCAUGAGUUGCUGGUUAAGGGGCUGGCGGAUGACCAUGCGGCGCAUACCUACUUUGUUAUGACGUACGCGGCUGAGCUGGGGGGGUACGUGGUGCUCAGUGAUCAGUUUCACGCUACGCAUUCGGAUCUUGCAUCGCCGCCGGCGGUGUUUGCCGAGUUUCAUAACACAGUGCUGCCGACGCUGUCUACCAACACCCGGCUAAGCAACGUCUCGCGGCUGUCACGCGAUAUUGAACAGGCCCCGGGGCUGCGCCAGACGUGGUGGGUUACCAGCGUCGCUGCGACGGCGACGCCCGAUUUACUGCUGGACAUUGUGCCCUUGUGGGAGAAAUAUGUGGCUCGUCUUCUCGCCGCGGCCGCAGCCGACAAUUCCACCGUGUCGCCGUUUCUCAUCUACCAACCCAUCUCGUCCAACAUCCUGGAGGCAAUGCAGGUCAACGGCGGUAACGCGUUGGGUUUGAAGCCUGAAGAUGGGCCACUUAUGAUCGUACAGCUGGCGUUGUCAUGGACAAGCACGGGGAUGGACGCGGCGGUGGAGACUGGGUCUAAGGAGCUGAUAGACAAAAUCAACGCGCUCGCAGAGUCGCGCGGAGCAAGGUCGAAGAACGGGUACAUAUACAUGAACUACGCAGGACAGACGCAGGACGUAUUUGCAGGGUAUGGAAAGCAAAAUCAUGCGAAAUUGAGGCGUGUCGCAAAAAAGUAUGAUCCAAGGGGAGAGCUCCGAGAUCUGUGGAAGGGAUAUUUCAAGGUCUGA
Chaetomium globosum CBS 148.51 is the source of this 1443-nucleotide messenger RNA. RefSeq lists its product as uncharacterized. The transcript has 3 exons. The record is from RefSeq and is a predicted model, not a curated record. Lineage: Eukaryota; Fungi; Ascomycota; Sordariomycetes; Sordariales; Chaetomiaceae. The coding region runs from base 1 to 1443 and encodes 480 amino acids. Gene Ontology annotation, molecular function: flavin adenine dinucleotide binding.